AUGAUGGCGUCGCGGGCCGCCGGCAAGGAACCGGCCUACCAACAACCAUCGCGUGACGAGUUCCACCGCCUGACGGAAGACCAGCGGAAUCAGAUCACAGAAGCAUUCACUGUAUUUGACGCCGACAAGGACGCCCGCAUCGAUUACCACGAGUUCCGCUUCAGCCUCCGUGCCCUCGGCUUCGACCUGCCCAAGCAGGAGACCUUUCCCUACCUCACCAAAUUCGCCCAGCCGCCUGCCGCCUGGCCCCGCGACAAGGAGUGCGCGCCCAUCUGGCGCGAGUUCACAUUGCCCGUGUUCCAGGGCAUUGCAGGCAAGCUGAUGGCAGAGCGGGAUCCAGAUGCCGAGUGCCGCCGGGCCUACCGGCUAUUUGACACGGACGGCAAGGGGGUGAUUACCGUCGAGGACCUGCGGCGAGUGAUGAAGGAGAUUGGACAGUCGAUGGAGGAGACGGAGUUGGCGGCGAUGAUCCGCGAGUUUGACGCAGAGGGCAAAGGGGGCGUCAACGAGGAAGAGUUUGUCAAGAUCAUGAUGGCCAAACGACAAGCAUGA
Messenger RNA from Sporothrix brasiliensis 5110, 552 nucleotides. Its product is annotated as cell division control protein. Gene Ontology annotation, molecular function: microtubule binding; calcium ion binding. The transcript is spliced from 3 exons. NCBI's taxonomy places the organism in Eukaryota, Fungi, Ascomycota, Sordariomycetes, Ophiostomatales, Ophiostomataceae. The coding region runs from base 1 to 552 and encodes 183 amino acids. Gene Ontology annotation, biological process: spindle pole body duplication. Gene Ontology annotation, cellular component: mitotic spindle pole body; half bridge of spindle pole body. The record is from RefSeq and is a predicted model, not a curated record.